This is a messenger RNA of Gekko japonicus, 2822 nucleotides long. It is a transcript of the gene SPTLC1, whose product is annotated as serine palmitoyltransferase long chain base subunit 1. Gene Ontology annotation, biological process: sphingosine biosynthetic process; ceramide biosynthetic process. The record is from RefSeq and is a predicted model, not a curated record. Gene Ontology annotation, cellular component: endoplasmic reticulum. Gene Ontology annotation, molecular function: serine C-palmitoyltransferase activity; pyridoxal phosphate binding. The transcript is spliced from 16 exons. NCBI's taxonomy places the organism in Eukaryota, Metazoa, Chordata, Lepidosauria, Squamata, Gekkonidae. The coding region runs from base 9 to 1439 and encodes 476 amino acids.
UCGGGGCGAUGGCGGCAGCGGAGGGGAUGGGGCAGCAGUGGGUGCUCGUGGAGAUGGUCCAGGCCUUUUAUGAGGCUCCAACUUAUCAUCUUAUUUUGGAAGGUAUUCUAAUCCUUUGGAUAAUCAGACUGCUUUUCUCCAAAACAUACAAGCUUCAGGAGCGAUCUGACCUUACGCCAAAGGAAAAGGAAGAAUUGAUUGAAGAAUGGCAGCCAGAACCUCUUGUUCCUCCUGUACCAAAAGACCAUCCAGCUCUCAACUAUAACGUUGUUUCAGGGCCUCCAAGUCAUAACAUUAUUGUGAAUGGCAAAGAAUGCAUAAAUUUUGCAUCGUUUAAUUUCCUUGGACUUCUGGAUAAUGAAAGGGUUAAGAAUGCAGCACAAGCUUCCCUGGCAAAAUAUGGUGUUGGAACUUGUGGGCCUAGAGGAUUUUAUGGAACUUUUGAUGUACAUUUAGAACUGGAGGAGCGACUUGCCAAAUUUAUGAGGACUGAGGAAGCGAUCAUAUAUUCGUAUGGAUUUGCUACCAUUGCAAGUGCUAUCCCUGCCUAUUCAAAACGAGGAGACAUUGUGUUUGUUGAUGAAGCAGCUUGCUUUGCUAUUCAGAAAGGAUUACAGGCAUCCAGAAGUAACAUUAAGUUUUUUAGACAUAAUGAUAUGGCUGACCUGGAACGUCUACUGAAAGAGCAAGAGAUUGAAGAUCAAAAGAAUCCUCGAAAAGCCCGUGUAACCCGAAGGUUUAUUGUGGUUGAGGGUUUGUAUAUUAAUACUGGAGAUGUUUGCCCUCUUCCAGAACUGGUAAAAUUAAAAUACAAAUACAAAGUGAGGAUAUUUUUGGAAGAAAGUCUUUCCUUUGGAGUACUGGGAGAACAUGGACGAGGUGUCACGGAACAUUUUGGAAUAAAGAUAGAUGAUAUUGAUCUUAUAAGUGCAAACAUGGAAAACUCACUGGCCUCAAUUGGAGGAUUUUGCUGUGGAAGAUCCUUUGUUGUUGACCACCAGAGAUUGUCAGGUCAAGGCUACUGCUUUUCUGCGUCUCUACCUCCCCUCCUUGCUGCUGCUGCUAUCGAAGCCCUAAAUAUAAUGGAAGAAAAUCCAGGUAUGUUUGGUCUUCUCAAAGGACAAACUGAAACUGUUCAUAAAACUUUGUCUUGGAUGCCUGGUCUACGAGUGGUAGGUCAAUCGCUUUCUCCAGCCUUACACCUCCAGCUGGAAGAGAGCACUGGAACUCGAGACAGUGACAUGAGGCUGCUGAAAGAAAUCGUGGAUUAUUGUAUGAACAGAGGAAUUGCAUUAACUCAGGCCCGCUAUCUGGAAAAAGAAGAAAAACAUCUUCCACCACCUAGCAUUCGUGUUGUCGUGACAGUAGAACAAACGGACCUGGAACUGGACAAGGCUGCCUCACUUAUCUGGGAAGCUGCAGAGUCUGUACUGAAUUAAGAUCUGUACUGUUGGAUAUUUGUUCCUCACACACAGUUGGGGUACCUAUUUUCUGCUCUGAUGGAUUGGCUUUCUCUCCAAAGGCUCAAGCUUACUGAUUUAUCAGCUGAUGGAACUGAAAGCUUGACAUUCACUGAGUCAUUCCAGAACAAAUAAAAUAUGUUGAAUAUGGAAAUACUAAACACUCACUGUAUGUACAUAACUCAACUCUAUUUUUAAGUACUGUAAAUUGGGGGUUGUUGUUACAGUGGUCUUUUGCAUUGAUUUAACUUUUGUUCUUAAAGGGCACAAUUCCUUUCGCUGGUUCUGUGAAUGUGUAAAAAGGAAAACAAGCUAUUUUUGAGAAUUCAUGUGUAAUGCUACUGAGCAUGGAAAGAAUGCAGGAACUUGUAGAAUAUUCUUUAUUCAACUAUUCUUAAUAAAGUGCAUUGUUUAAAAAUAACCUUUCCCCAAAAAAGUUCAUAUUCUCAUUGUCAGAUUCAUUAAAGGGUAUUAUGGAAUCCAGCUUUUGAAUUAUGAAGUUAAAUAGCUUUUAUUACAUUGGGUAUUUAGACAUUUGGACACUAAAAUGUUUCCUAACUUAUCUAAUAUAGUUUAUGGCUUUUCCAGAAGAAGCGGAUUUCUAAUCAUUUGUCAUAUAGCCAUAAAGUGUCUUCUCUAACAAAGACAUUAAUGUUGUAUUGCUAGACAUAUAGACUGAUCCUUGAUAUGCCCAUGUAUUUAUCUUGCAUGCUGGUAUCCUAAUACAUCAAAGCUAUGGAGACCUGGAGCCUCCUCAAUGAUACUCUUUUCAGUGGAAUUGGCAACGCUAUGUACGCACAAGGGUUUAUGCACAGAGGUGCUCUCCUCAUUGAACAGGAUGACAGAGUCUGCAGACACAGAACCUCUGUGGGCUUGACACACAGAGAUCUGGCUGUCAUAGAACCAGGAAAAUAAAUACUGAUCCUUUACCAUAAUCUGAUAGGGCCAUAAAUCAUUGGCAAAAUAGGUUUGGUCGAUCUCUAUAUUGCAUACAAUGUUAAUUAGUAAAAUACUCUAAAAAUUGUAAAUUAGAAAUGCCUGCAUUUAGUUGCAGGAGCACACAACCAAGAAGUUUCUGUUUUCUUAUUCGGAAAGUGUUUGCAGAUGACCUCUACUGCGAUGGAAGAUUUUCUGAUGAGAACAGAUACAGAAGCAGUUGUCCCUUAUAAGAGAAGUUGUAAUACACCAACUUUCUUCCCUAUUCUUCAAGUGAUAUGAAUCCUCACAAUACGUGUUCUGAACUUUUGACAGAGAGUAAUUAUAAGACUCUGUACUGCCUGGGUUGUUUCUAUACUUGUGCCUUUUUUGGUUGCUGCUACAUGGAUUCCAGUACUAUAUUUGAGACAUAUAUUUUUUAAAUAA